AUGGAGGAAUGGGAGAUUCGGUAUGAGGAGGACCUCCAGACCCUCACACACUCAGGGACGACCGUUUUCACGGAAAAACAAAAGUUAAAAAACAUCGAGCUGCGCGAUGCCGUGCGAGACCUCCUCCCUAUCGACGACGAUCACAAGGUUAGUGAUUGCGAUCUUCUCUACCGUUUUCUUAUUGGGAAGAAGUGGAAUUGCGAGGUGGCGCGGGAGAGUUUACGCGAGUAUGUGAAAUUCCGAAAAGAGGAGCGCAUUAAUGGGAUUUUAGCAGAGCUGCCGCAUCCACAGAUCGCGCCGAUCCUCGCCGUCAUCUACGGGGUUGACAAGGAAGGGCAUCCGGUGAUUUGGAUGUCGCCCGAACACGCGACGUUGAUGUCCGUGUUGAAGUCGUUUGACAAGAAAGUUCUGCUGCGCGCGCAGAUUCAAACGAUGGAGCGCUCCCGUUUCCUGGCGAGGGCGCGUGGGGUGGAUCGCUGCACGUAUGUCAUCGAUUUCAAGAAAAUUACCUUCUCCAGCGUCAAUUCCACCACCUUGGGAUUCCUGAAAAGCAUGAACAAGAUGCUGCAGGAUUUAUACCCCGAGAUUAUCAGCCAUAUUUUCAUUUUUAACGCCGGGUGGGUGAUCGUGAAGGCGUGGAAGCUGCUUCUGCCCUUUGUGGAUUCACGGGUGCAGGAGAAGGUGAAAUUUUUCAACGUCUCCCCCUCCCCGGAAAGUUUACGCGAGUUGGUGGAGCCCGAAGAGAUCCUUCCGGUGUUUGGGGGAACGGGCUCGAUCGACGUCAUGGGAGGACUCGUGAAAGCGGAGGAAACCCGUCUGCGGGCGGCCCUUUUAACCGAUUCUUCGCCGGAAACGAACGCGGCAGCAUCCCCUCUCGGGCGGAUCCCAACGCCCCAAGAAUCCCCUCGCUCUCGUCGAAUCGCCUCAUCGGAGGGGAAUUUCGGGGCUCCGACGGAAACCUUUCUCGCGGAUGUGCUCGUGAUUCACGAGCCUGCGCAGCGCUCCCCCUCGGUCCCGACCUCCGGCGCGUUGAACGCGACCACCUCAAGUGGGGAGGAAUACGCGGGUUUCGCCUCCGACGCGAGUUUUUGCUCCUGCCGGAGCACCCUCGAAGAAAGCGAACGCGAACGGAAGGCGGAAACGGCGAAUUCGCCUCCAGGGUCGCCCACCGUGCGGCUUGAAUUACGUCCAACCGUCGAGGCGGGCACCUUGGUGGGGUAUUCUGAGGAUCGGUGUAUUGGCAUGUUCAGCCGCGGGCGCGUUUAUUGCGAGGUGGACUGGCCAACCUCCAAUUCCCCCCGCGCGGUUCCAAAAUCCGAAUCCAACGCCGCCCUCGUCGUGGAGGAUUCCCCGAAGAUGCUUUCCUUGAAACUCGCGCCGUUGGAGAGCGCGUUACCCACGCAGGGGUGGGUUUUCGGCGGCGAGCUGCUCCGCGAAUCGAAGCAUCCCAUUCACAGCUACGUGAUUAUCUGCGAUGCGAUGCGAAAUGCGCGGUUUGUGUUGAAAAAAAGCAUCCUACGCAGACAAUUAACGAUCUUUCGGAUUGUUGGCAAUUCGAGCGUCAUGACGAGCCCCACUCAGAAGCAUUCCGUCAAAGGAAAACACCUAAAAGUGGCGGUGGUGGUCCCGACAAGGUCGAACGCCCCGGAUGAUGGGCGGUGGAUGAUUCUUUCGAAAAAUUCAAGCGGCGAGAAACUCUCCAAGUGGUUUCUUCCUAAACGGUUUAUGAACUCGUCGAACAAACCAACCGUGGGAGAUCCGUGGAGUCGUGAAACGGCGGAGUUCGUUGGCGGCAGCCCCACCUCAAGCCACGAGAUCAGCAGCGAAAAAAAUGGAAGUUGCGGGAGUAGCGGUGUGAUCGGGUUCUUUGAGAAGGAUAUUGCUUUUUUCCAAGGCCCUUUGGCGUCUAAUUCGCUCCCGAUCAGCUUUCUCAUGUUGGUAUCCAUCCGACUCAUGUGGGAUAAAAUGAGGAAUAUUGAAGAAUAUUCUUCGAAUACAUAA
Messenger RNA from Phytomonas sp. EM1, 2001 nucleotides. The record is from the annotation of a GenBank genome assembly. NCBI's taxonomy places the organism in Eukaryota, Euglenozoa, Kinetoplastea, Trypanosomatida, Trypanosomatidae.